UGAAGAAAAGCCAGUUCCGCGUAAUCUGCCAGCUGUGUGGCCACGUGUUCAGAACGCGUGACCCGAAAUACCCGGGUGGAGUCCCGUCUCAUUCUUAUUGCCAUUAACCUCACUGUGUUAGUGAGAGAAACUCCCAACAAUAACUUCAAAUUCCCAAAACAAAUAUGAAUCAGGAGAGAGAGAAACACAAAACCUACCCUGUAAGUACUACUUACUGAUUGUAAAUAGAUAGAGAGAGGAAGACGAAAGCGAUGGCGAAGAGCGGCGUGCUCGAAGGGGAUUCAACCAUGGCGGCGGCGGCGGCUAAAGCAUCGGAAUUGAAGAAGGAAUUGCAGAAAUUAGUGGCGGAAAUUGUUGAUUUGGAUGAUAUUAAUCUGGACGAGAUCGAUAGGGCGCAGUAUGUGCUCUGUAAUUUGAAGGAAUUGAAAUUGAAGAAAUCUGUUUCUCUGAAGGUUCGUAGCAGUAAUCAUAAUUCCGGCCAUGAAAUUGUUUCUGGCGCGGUGCCGGAGGAGUUUAAGUGCCCUCUCUCGAAGGAACUCAUGAGAGAUCCUGUCAUUAUUGCCUCCGGACAGACUUUCGAUAAGCCAUUCAUUCGAAAAUGGUUACAAGCCGGAAACAAGACGUGCCCUCGUACGCAACAAGUUCUCUCCCACACAAUCCUCACCCCCAAUCACUUGAUUCGAACAAUGAUAGCACAAUGGUGCAAGAAUCACGGAGUCAAAUUACCGGACUCUGUUAACCGCACCGACGAAGAAGGUCUAACAAAAGCCGAUAAAGACCACUUCGUUUCUUUGCUCAAGAAAAUGUCUUCAACGUUGCCCCACCAAAAAGAAUCCGCAAAAGAAUUACGCUUAUUGACAAAAAGACUCCCUUCAUUUCGGGCCCUUUUUGGAGAAGAAUCUCUUGACGCAAUACCUAAGUUGCUAUCUCCACUCUCCCAAGCCAAACUCGAGAGUGACCUCCAAGAAGAUCUAAUUACAACGCUUUUGAAUAUUUCCAUACACGAAAAUAACAAGAAGCUCGUACUGGAAACACCGAAUGUUUUGCCUCUUCUCAUGGAGGCGUUGAGAUCCGGAACAAUCGAAACGAAGAGCAAUGCAGCUGCGGCACUUUUCACACUAUCGGCCCUCGACUCGAACAAGGCUAUAAUCGGAAGAUUCGGUGCGUUGAAGCCCUUGAUCGACCUAUUGGACGAAGGGCAUCCUUUGGUGAUGAAAGACGUGGCUUCAGCCAUUUUCAAUCUUUGCAUACUUCACGAGAAUAAGGCGAGGGUUGUUAGUGACGGGGGCGUUCGAGUGAUAAUGAAGAAGAUUUUGAACCGAACGCAUGUCGAUGAAUUGCUCUCGAUUGUUGCUAUGCUUUCGUCGAGCCAAAGGGCGAUUGAGGAAAUGGUAGAGCUCGGUGCUGUUCCUUGCUUGCUUAGUAUUAUUAGGGAGAGCUCUUGUGCUCGGAAUAAGGAGAACUGCAUUGCUAUUUUGCACGCGAUUUGUUUUAGUGAUCGGUCGAAGUGGAAGGAGAUGAAAGAAGAGGAAAGUAAGUAUUGUACGAUAUCUCAGCUUGUUGAAAAUGGCAGUUCGAGGGCUAAGAGAAAAGCCAGUGGUGUUCUCGAGAGAAUGAAUCGGGCUAAUUAUCUUACACACACUGCAUAAUCGUGCAUAAUACUCUGUCAAUUCUAGCUUUUUCCUUCUUCUCAAUCUUCCUUGUGUAUAUUAUGGCUUAUAGUUAUAUGUUUCUAGUGAAUAGUUAGGCGCAGGGUUGUUUCUUUCCUUCUUUCUUUGUGUGCAAGUGUGUUCUUGAUAAUGCAAAUCUUAUGCUAUGUUUGGGAAUCAUUUCAUUUCA
This is a messenger RNA of Erythranthe guttata (spotted monkey flower), 1839 nucleotides long. RefSeq names its product U-box domain-containing protein 9. The record is from RefSeq and is a predicted model, not a curated record. Gene Ontology annotation, molecular function: protein binding; ubiquitin-protein transferase activity. Lineage: Eukaryota; Viridiplantae; Streptophyta; Magnoliopsida; Lamiales; Phrymaceae. Gene Ontology annotation, biological process: protein ubiquitination.